Molecule: messenger RNA, 5532 nt
Organism: Mobula hypostoma (lesser devil ray)
Lineage: Eukaryota; Metazoa; Chordata; Chondrichthyes; Myliobatiformes; Myliobatidae
Gene: hmg20a
Product: high mobility group 20A
Exons: 11
Coding region: 191-1243 (350 amino acids)
Biological process (GO): regulation of gene expression
Cellular component (GO): nucleus
Source: RefSeq, a predicted model, not a curated record
UUGCAGUCCUGGUGAAACGGCACUGAAGGGUUUCACGCCAUUUUGUUCAUUUGUGGAACCCCCCCUCUAAGGAGAAGAGUGCAGCCAAUAGUUGGAGGGCGGGCGGCCGGCCCUCUCGCAGGUCUUUGGAAGGAUUGACAGUAGAUAGUAGUUCUGCAGACAUUUGCCUGUCUAUGGUGUCCGGACAGAAAUGGAUGGACUUGCAUCAAACACAGCGUUACCUCCAAUUUUUGCUGAUGAUGAUGUAUCAAAGGAGAGUGCAGAUCUGACAGUCGAUGCUGGGUUUUCAGGCCCAGAGGGCUCGUACAGCUCAGGGGUCUCUCAGUCACUGAACAAUCCAGAUUUUGUGGAGGAUCUGUCUCAGGUGCAGCUACUACAAAAUGAGUCCCCUCAGGCAGCAGAUACCAGUGAACAAAGAAGUGAGGAGGAGAAAAUUUCCAAGAAGGGAGGCUGGCCCAAAGGAAGGAAAAGGAAAAAAGCAACCAAAGACAGCAACGCUCCUAAAGCCCCGCUCACCGGGUAUGUAAGAUUUCUCAAUGAGCGUCGGGAGCAACUUCGAGCACAGCGGCCGGAUGUUCCAUUUUCUGAAAUCACACGAAUGUUAGGGAAUGAAUGGAGUAAACUGCCUGCAGAUGAUAAACAGCGUUAUUUAGAUGAGGCGGAGAAAGACAAAGAGCGUUACAUGAGGGAACUGGAGCAAUACCAACAGACUGAAGCCUACAAAAGAUUCACCCAGAAAGCAGAUGACAAACGACGGACAAAAGGACUUAGCCAAGAUGAAGGAACUCGAGCCAAUAACAUUCCUGUUACUGAGAAGCAGGGUGACCUCAAGGAUCGGUCUGUCUUUGAUAUUCCUAUUUUCUCUGAAGAAUUCUUAGACCACAGUAAAGCUCGGGAGAGGGAACUCCGGCAGCUGAGGAAAUCCAACAUAGAAUAUGAAGAAAGAAAUGCAGCUUUGCAGAAACACGUGGAGAGCAUGAAAACAGCAGUUGAGAAGCUGGAGGUGGAUGUGAUGCAAGAACGGAACCGAAAUGUCGUCCUUCAGCAGCACCUGGAUACCUUGCGGCAAGCACUGACAUCCAGCUUUGCCACUGUACCAUUGCCAGGCUCUGGGGAGGUUCCCACGCUGGAUACUAUUGAUUCCUACAUGAGGAAACUACAUGGCAUUAUUCUGUCCAACCCUCAAAGUAAUGAGAAUCUCAUUACUACAGUGCGAGAUGUAGUCAGCCGACUUGACAGUUGAAAUUGGGAUUGACUCUGGAGGUAUCAACAUCUGUUCACACAGCUGGGCAGUAUAAAAAGGAAGGCAUCGCUGGAUUUGCAUUGCAAGUAAAAUGGCAGCUACUGUCUAUGGCUUUGCAAUUUAGCCUGACCUGGUGAAGGAUUGUUCCAAACAAGGUUCUCUCUCAUUUUUUUAGGCCAAAUACUGAAAGUGCUACAGGGGACUGCUGUGUUUCUCUUGUUAGGCAGCAGCAGUGGUGUCUUUUAAUUCCUUCAUGAUUGUCUCAUGCCAAAUUUUCCCGUGUUAAUUGUAUGUUAUAUUGUGCGGCAUUAGAGGCUUCGUGCUCAGUCAUUUACUUCAUAGAUGGUGAUUUCUCCCUUUUUUGUAUGUGCCAUCAAGUAACUUGAAGUUUAAGGAAUUCAUCUGAUCAUUUUCAGCUCUGGUUGAAGUGACAAGUCCAAGGUAUCUCUCAAGUAUUAACCAUUAACCAAUGUUUUCCCAUUGAUUGACUAGGUAAUGUUACUGCCUGGAGUAGGAUAGGAAAGACGGUAUCAGUACUCCCCGAUGUCAACUAAAAUAGCAAUAUCAAGGAAUCGUAAAAGGUAUUAGCACGGGUCAUUCAGCCCAAUAAAGCCAUGACUGUCAAAGCAAAACUUCUUAAGCUAACCCCACUUUCCAGUCCUCAGUAGCUUGAGUGCAUAAAAACAAUCCUCACAUCCCCUGUAUUUAAGCCAAUUAGAUCUAUGGAUCUCAUUGAUUGUCCUCUCUGCGAGGGAAAUGUCUUUCCUCAAGGCUGUUCAUCCUGUCGAGGCUUCUGAGCAGUUUGUAGCCUUGCUUAAAGCUUGCAUCCGCUCUAUGUGGAAAACUUAAGACUAUCAAGACUUAUAAAUCUUCCAACAAUAGGGAUGCUAGAAUUGACUGCAGCCUCCUUAAACUGGGGAGACUGAAUUGUUCAUGUUCCCUACUCAUCUGAAAUUUCUCCUUCAGUAUACAUCUGAAGUAAAAGGAAACCAUCACCUUUAAUAAAGAGCUAAGUCAAUCUAAUGAUAGGGUAUUACCCUGAAACAUUGUUUGUUUUUAUACAGAUUCUUCCUGAUUCUAUAACACUUAGAGCCAUAGAUUCCUGAUUUUGUUUUUAAAUUUCACUGCUUUGCUAUUGUAAAUCAGCUUUAACACAUCUCCCUAAAAGCUGCCCCACCUCGAUCUCCUACUGUAGAAUCUUAAUGUAAGCUUCCGUGGUAACUGAAAAGUAGGUCAGUGAAUCUCACCAACACCUUCAACAGAGGAAAGAAAAUUGCAAACAAUCGAGCAUGUUAAAGCCUGUACCCCAAAGUAAAUUUGACUUGUUGCAAUGAGUAUUGUAAGUUAUUGUGUGUGUUGCAUAAGUUAUUGUUAUUAGUUAGUUAAAUGAUCUAAACAAAAUCUUUGUAUUUUAAAGUACAAUUGGAAGUUAACUAAUGGGAAUAUCCUCUCAUCUGUCUGACAUUUUAGAAUAUUAUAUGUUUUUAUAUAAUAUUGGGCUCUGAAAGGAGAGAGAGUGAAUUCUUUUGCCUCUGCUUGUGAAUUACAAUCAAUGUAACCUGUGAAAAGGCUGAAGAAACAGUGGUAGGGCUGCUGCAGUUGUUUCUGAGUGUUGGACCCUAAGCCAGAGAGGGUUGGGAAUGCAGAUACAAGAGACUGCAGAUGCUAGAAUCUGAGCAAAUUUAAACUAUGAGAAGAACACUGCAGGUCACGGAAGCAAAGGGAUGUUCAACGUAAACACAAGAUUCUACAGAUGCUUGAAAUCUUGAGCAGCGCACAGAAAUUGCUGGAGGAACUCAGCAGGUCAGGAAGCAUCAAUGCAGAGGAAUUAAACAGUUGACAUUUUGACCUGAGAUCCUGCAACUGGACUGAGAGCAGAGAGGGGAAAUAAUCAAUAUAUAGGUGGAGGCUGGUAGGUGGUAGAGGGAAUCAACAUUUUCUGGAUCAGAACAAUAUUUCAGAAUUCCAUCAAUAGAAAGCCUCAUCUUGAGAACAGAUCCCAAAUUGCAGGUUAACCUUGUUGAUCGAGCACUAACGUAUUGGUUAGACUAUUACUGCAAAUGAUAGAAAGGUAGGUAGAGUUGGUGUUAAGAAAGCUGGGAGUCUGCAGAAGGACUUGGAGAAAUUAGGAGAAUGGGCAAAAAAAGAGGCAAAUGAAAUAGUGUAGAAAGUGUAUGCUCAAGUACUUUGCUAGAAAGAAUAAAGUGUCAACUUUUUUUAAACGGGGAGCGAAUUCAGAAAUUGGAGGUAGAAAGAAACUUGGGAGUCCUUGUACAGGAUUCCCUAAAUGUUAAUUUGCAAGAUGAGCCAGUAGUAGGGAAGGCAAAUGCAAUGUUAGUAUUUGUUUCAAGAGAACUAGAAUAUAAAAGUAAGUAUGUAAUGCUAAGGCUUUAUAAGUAUUGGCCAGACCACAUUUGGAAUAGUGUGAGCAAUUUUGGGCACCAUAUCUAAGGAAGGGAUAUGCUGGCAUUGGAGAGGGUCUGAAGCAGGUUUUACAAGGGUUAACAUAUAAGUAUUUGAUGGCUCUGGGUCUGUACUUGUUGGGGUUUAGAAGAAUGAAUCAUAGAAACCUACCAAAUAUUGAAAGGCCUAAAAUAGAAUGGAUGUGGAGAGAAUGUUUCCUACAGUGAGAGAAUCUCGGACCAGAAGGCUCAGCCUCAAAAGAGAUGAGGAGGAAUUUUAACCAGACAGUGAUGAAUCUAUGGAAUUCAUUGCCACAGACAGCUGUGGAGGCCAAGUCAUUGCGUAUAUUUAAAGCGGAGGUUGAUAGCAUCUUUAUUAAUAAAGGCAUCAAAGGUUAUGGAGAGAAGGCAGGAAAAUGGAGUUGAGAGGGAAAAUAAAUCAGCCAUGAUAGGCCAAAUGGCCUGUUUCUGCUCCCAGGUCUUAUGGCCUUAUUAUUUAUUAAUCUAGAUUUAGAGCAUCUUCAGAAGUGUUUCAGUGUGGUAUAGCCAGCACCUGUAACACUAAGAGUAGCUCAUUCAGUACUAGCAAGAUUAUUAUUUGGAAUGGGUGGAAGUUGCACCCUGCAUUGGGACUGUCCUCCUUUCUGAACAGAAGUGGGAAUGUUCAGUUCUUGAGCAAUAUCUAGUGCUUUCCAUCGUAGAGUGCAAGUGGGUAUCAGGUGAACUUAGGGUUUGAUGUGAAAUGUGGACCCUUGCAUGGUCAAGUAAAAAGGAGGAGCUAACAUUCUAUAAUAGUUGAAACUUUCCACAACUGGAUAGCGAAUGAAUUUAGUUGUAAAAUUGCACCACUCUCCAAUGAGUGUGAUAACUUGGGUAGUCAUUUACAAUUAUAUUUAUAGAUUAAUUUUAUCUUCUCAUACUGACUAAGGUUCCACAGAUGCCCAGUGUACCUAUACAGUUUUGCAAAUGGCCAUACUUGAGUGGUAGCCGACAGACUAAACAAAGCAUUAAAAGUGAAGUUCAGCCUGUACUCCCCACAAACAACAUAAGGAUAUUCCCAGUGAGAGUGCUUGGAAGCACUGGAGAGACACCAGAAGAAUUCCUGGCCGACCUCUGAGGUGCUACAUUUACUUUUCAAGAAAAUCUGGUUCCCAUUUCCUCAUCGCUCUGGCAACUCCAAAUGAAAGUAUGCUGAAUGCAUCUCCUUUCUAAGGUUCCAUAGAUGUUCGUCAUGUUGUGCUUUCCUAUGAAGAAUAAUAAAUUAGACUGCUACUGCCACUUGUGUAAUUACAUCAUAGCUAAUGAGAAAAAACAAAAUAACUGAAGAUUUGGUGCUGUAUGUAUGUACCUCAUGUCUGUCUUUUCCAUUUCACCUUUUAAGUAAAAAUGUAUGUGGAACUUGGCUAUCCCUUUACUAAUUCUGUUGUUCUUCUAUCCUGUCGAGAUUUGGGAGUGCCGUACAGUAUACCAGAUGAGAAGAAACACACUCACAAUUUUGUUAACAAUUUCUAGUCUAUUUCCACAGCUGAAUCUUGUUUGGGUAUUAUUUAAUCCCCUAAAGAGCAGCUUUUGCAUUUUGUUUGAAUACAGAUUAAUUUUGUGGCCUUACAAACUAGAAACUUUAAAGCAAGGGGGCUUAAACUACAGUAUUUCCAUUUGCAGUCAUACCGAUCUCUUAAUAUUUUGAUGAGCUGUUUCCUGAAUGUUGUUAGGAAGCACAGCCUGAACCAAAUCAUUGCCAGUAGACAUGAUGGCAAUAAAGUAUAUAGUCCAGAAUGUUCUGUAGAAACAAUACAGAUGUUAUUUCAAAGUGUUAACCGAUGUAUACGGAUUGUAUUUUGAUGGAGUUACAGUGUAACUGCAGUUUAAAAUGAAUGAUGUAUUAAA